Messenger RNA from Lepus europaeus (European hare), 1921 nucleotides. It is a transcript of the gene ENTR1, whose product is annotated as endosome associated trafficking regulator 1. The record is from RefSeq and is a predicted model, not a curated record. Gene Ontology annotation, biological process: regulation of cytokinesis; positive regulation of cilium assembly; positive regulation of protein localization to cilium. Gene Ontology annotation, cellular component: centrosome; early endosome; recycling endosome. The coding region runs from base 40 to 1347 and encodes 435 amino acids. Lineage: Eukaryota; Metazoa; Chordata; Mammalia; Lagomorpha; Leporidae. The transcript is spliced from 10 exons.
GCCGCGCUAGGCCGGGCCAGCCGCGCCGGGCCCGCGGCCAUGUCGGGCUACCAGCGCCGCCCGGGCGCGCCCCCGUUGUCCCGGGCCCGGAGCCUGGUCGUUCCCGACGCUCCCGCGUUCUGUGAGCGCCGGUCUUGUCUCCCCCAGCUGGAGUGCGAGCGCUCCCGUGGCGGGGACCUGGACCCGCACUUCCUCGGCAUUCGGCCGACGGUUGUGUGCUGUGUGCCCAGCCCGGUGCUGGCUCCCGUGGGCGAUGCAGAUUUUACCUGGGGAAGGGCGAAGGGCGGCGAGCACGGCCCCCCGGGAGCCCGCCAGGCCCACCUCGGAGACGACAAGCUGGGCGGCCCGGAAGAGGCAAACCCGUUCUCCUUUAAAGAAUUCCUGAAAUCCAAGAGCCUCGGCCUCUCCGGGGAGGACGCGGGCGCCAGCAGAGCCUGCCCGAAGGAGGCCUCGAGGCGCACGCUGGGAUUUGGCCAUGAGGCCCCUGCCCCCCAGACGCUGGGGUACGGCCUGGACUAUCAGCAGCCGUUCUUCGAGGACCCGACGGGGGCUGGUGACCUGCUGGACGAGGACGAGGAUGAGGACGACGGGUGGAGCGCGGCCUACCUGCCGUCCACGGCGGAGCAGAGCCACUCCUCCAGGCUCUCGGCCGGCGCGUCGCCCUGCGGCACCUACCUGUCCUUCUUCACCCCGUCAGAGCUGGCUGGGCCCGAGUCUCUGCCCGCGUGGGCCUUGAGCGACACGGACUCUCGGGUCUCCCCAGCGUCGCCACCAGGGAGUCCCAGCACGGACUUUGCGGCUCACGGAGAAUCCCUGGGAGACAGGCACCUGCGAACGCUGCAGAUAAGUUAUGAAGCCCUGAAGGAGGAGAACUCUAAGCUCAGGAGGAAGCUGAGCGAGGUUCAGAGCUUCUCUGAGACCCAGACAGAAAUGGUGCGGACGCUUGAGCGGAAGCUGGAGGCCAAGAUGGUCAAGGAGGAGAGCGACUUCCACGACCUGGAGUCCGUGGUGCAGCAGGUGGAGCAGAACCUGGAGCUGAUGACGAAGCGGGCCGUGAAGGCAGAGAACAACGUCGUGAAGUUGAAGCAGGAAGUGGGCUUGCUGCAGGCCCAGGUGUCCAACUUCAAGCGGGAGAACGAAGCGCUCCGGUCGGGCCAGGGCGCCAGCCUGGCGGUGGUGAAGCAGAACACGGACGUGGCCCUGCAGAACCUCCGCGUGGUCAUGAACAGCGCACACGCGUCCAUCAAGCAACUCAUUUCCGGAGCCGAAACGCUGAACCUGGUUGCCGAAAUCCUUAAAUCCAUAGACCGGAUUUCAGAAAUUAAGGACGAGGACGAGAGCCCUUGAGAGAAGCCUGGGCCACAGCCGGCGCGGGAACCCUUGCCCAGGGCAGAGGCCCCGUCAGGGCCCGCGGGAGGAGCGGCUCCCGCCGGUCUCGCGUUCUCCGUGCGGGUUCUGAUGAGCCGUGGAAGACGUUUUUGUAAAGGCCAGUGAUUUUUUUAAAAUUACUAAACACGAAAACCGCGGUUCUGUGAUGCAUCUCCGUUCCUGGCCCAGAGCGUGAACCCUAAGCCGGUCUGAGCGUCCCUGAGCGGACGGUCGGCCCGCGCGCCGGUGCCUUUCUCGUCCCUGUCCCUCUGGGCCGCAGUCCACCCUGCAGCGCCCAGCGGCUGGACGCGCUGUCUCAGGGACUGGGGGAUCGCACAUUCCACUCGGGGCUGGGGGGGAGUUCUCAGUGGGGGUCGGACCCGUUCCCAGGGGCACCUUGCCCUCCGGCUGCCUUCUGCCCGCCCUCCCGCAGGGGCGGGCGUACCGUGCACUACACCCCUUUCUGGCUGUUUUUACAGAGUUGUUUUCUAGAAUAAACUUCCUUCUCCUGCCCCAUUUCGGUUUCAGCUUUCUGUUCAAAUAAAUCCUGAAG